AUGAAUGUGACCAAUCUGCUGCGACACCAGAGAGUUCACAUGGGAGAGAGGCUGUUCAUCUGUUCUGACUGUGGGAAGAUGUUCACGCGGUUAUCCCACCUCCUGAGACACCAGCAGCUUCACACUGGGGCGAACCUCUUCACCUGCCUGGAGUGUGGGAAGGUAUUCACGCAGUCAUCACACCUCGAGGGACACCAGCGAAUUCACCUUGGUGAGAGGCCAUUUACCUGCUCCCAGUGCAGUAAAGGAUUCACUCAGAUGAAUGAACUUCUGAGGCACCAACAACUUCACAGUGGGGAGAGACCAGUCACCCGCUCAGAAUGUGGGAAAGGAUUUGUUCGUUUAUUCAGAUUACGGAAACACCAGCAAGUUCGCACUGGCAAGACUCCCCACACGAGCACUGACUCCAUGGAAGGAGGUGUUCCAAUAUCUAAGCUGCCAAGAGGUCACAUUCAUACUGGAGAGAAUGCCCUCACUGUGUGA
This is a messenger RNA of Stegostoma tigrinum, 483 nucleotides long. RefSeq names its product oocyte zinc finger protein XlCOF26-like. The record is from RefSeq and is a predicted model, not a curated record. The transcript has a single exon. NCBI's taxonomy places the organism in Eukaryota, Metazoa, Chordata, Chondrichthyes, Orectolobiformes, Stegostomatidae. Bases 1 to 483 code for a protein of 160 amino acids.